Racocetra persica is the source of this 198-nucleotide messenger RNA. The record is from the annotation of a GenBank genome assembly. Lineage: Eukaryota; Fungi; Glomeromycota; Glomeromycetes; Diversisporales; Gigasporaceae.
UUAUUCUAAUUCUCAUCAUUCGCUUUGUCAUUCUGCUUCUCCUAGACCUUAUUGUCAACAUGAAGAUACGACAAAAAAAAUAAAAGUUUUAUUACUUGCUGCUAAAUUAAAUGAGUUGAAAGCAUUAUCGCAACAAUCUUUGAACAAUGACUCUGGGCAACUUGGUGUUGAUAUAAACAGAAGAGACAAGAGAGCUUU